AUGUCACCAUCCCACUUCGAACCAGUAUCGCCCAUCGAUAUUACGGCCAACACUAAAUCUUUUCGACCCGCUGCCAUCGAAGACUUGGACGAAAAGUCUGAAGUCAAGGCGACGACUCGAUCCCUCCGAACGAACUCGACUGCAUCAUCUACGAGGUCGACUAGGAACCAGGCUCGAAAGCCUCGCUUUGCAGAAGCGACGUCCGUCUUCUCGCCAGCCUCUGGGCCUGGUGAAUACCUUUCGCCUUUCGCAGACCCCAAGAUGGAAACCAGCAAGCCUUCAGAUGUUGGCUUCGGCUACAUCUCAGACAAUCAGCCCGUCGAGCAAUUUGUCACCGUUCGAAGUGACCCCAAUGGCGCUGCAGGGGCGCCUCUCAAGUCUGCCUUGAAGACGCCUGGUACGUCGAACAGACUCUUGAAUCCGCUGAGCCCUACAUUCCGCGAAGAGCAACUGCUCGAGAAGGAAGAAAUGAAGACCGAUGAACAACAGGCCAAAGAUCUGAAAGUCAAAACCCGUGUUCGCAUGGCAAAAAUGGUCCUUCGAGGCGUCAACUUCUCCUGCUCACUGAUCGUCCUCGCGAUGCUCAGUACCGUACUGACCAUUUUCCACGCCACCAAGUCCAUCCCCCCACGGAACAACUUGACGGCAUGGGCACCCAAGCAGCAGAUCUGGCCGCAGAUUGUCGUCCUCAGCAUCGCCUGCGUAUCUCUCUUGUUCUCGAUCAUUGUCAUAUUGGCGUACUGCCGCGGGGGCCACCGGCGAGCGGAGAAGGUCGCUGUCUACUAUACCAUGUUCGCGGUGGGUUGGUUUCUGUUCAGCAUCGUCAUGUGGGUGGUAGGCGCAGGCAUCCUGCAUGGAAGCAAGGCCAACGGCGGCGGCACCGACCUCUGGGGCUGGAGCUGCAAAGAUAACAAACGUCGAGAUCUGUUCCAGGACGACGUCCACUACGCGCUUGUCUGCCGGUUGCAAGACUGGUCGCUCAUCUGCUGCAUCAUCGAGGUCGUGGUCGAGGUCAUCGUCAUCGCCAUCUACGGCAUCGUCUUCUACCGAUUCUGGUCGAAGAACAGGCUCAGGAAGUCCAUGGACGCUCGCGACCGGGCCCGCACCGACUUGUACCUCGCUCAGCUGCGUACGCAGUCGGCACCAAACACACCAGGCUUCGCCAGCAUUCAGACCCCGAGAACUCCGGGCUUCCCCUCACAGUACCAUGCUCCGGCGACUCUCAACUCUCCGCGAAGUAUAGACGGCCAGGGACGUUCGCUGUCCCCGGUGCAGUUUGCAAAUGUGUCACCGCAGUCGAACACGACAACGUCGCCGUUCAGACUGCAGGCGCCCCCUAUCCGCGUACACAGCGCCACGCCCAAGUUGUCCUCGACCGAGACUUUCCAAAGACAAGCCCUGACGUCGUCACCACCCCCGCAGCCUCCCAUGUCGCCGCCACCGGAGGAACGAGUGCACGAGCACGUCGGCGCCGCGCCGGGAGAACAGACGUACGACGCCGUACCUAUUCCUGGGGCUUAUGUCCCGCCGUCCCAGCAACAGCAACAUGGAGGACAGUCUCCACCCGGCCAAGCUUAUUGA
This is a messenger RNA of Exophiala spinifera, 1581 nucleotides long. RefSeq lists its product as uncharacterized. The record is from RefSeq and is a predicted model, not a curated record. Lineage: Eukaryota; Fungi; Ascomycota; Eurotiomycetes; Chaetothyriales; Herpotrichiellaceae. The transcript has 2 exons. Bases 1 to 1581 code for a protein of 526 amino acids.